This is a messenger RNA of Hordeum vulgare subsp. vulgare (domesticated barley), 919 nucleotides long. RefSeq names its product probable calcium-binding protein CML14. The transcript has a single exon. Lineage: Eukaryota; Viridiplantae; Streptophyta; Magnoliopsida; Poales; Poaceae. The record is from RefSeq and is a predicted model, not a curated record. Gene Ontology annotation, molecular function: calcium ion binding; enzyme regulator activity. Bases 197 to 697 code for a protein of 166 amino acids.
GACCCGGUCACCGCCAACGCCGACGACGCGUCUUCCUCCCUGCCGCCAGUGCCCGGUAAUCUCUCCUCUCCUCUCCUCCAUAAAUAUAUACCAAAGUCGUCGUCUCCACUCUCCACCCCGGCCCGGUCAUCAUCCCAAACCCAUUCUCCAUCCCCCACCUCCACCUCCUCCGAUCCCAUCCCAUCGGCCUUCCACGAUGACGAAGGCGUCGCCGGCGCUGCGGGGCAGCCAGCUGAAGCAGCUGCGGUCCCUCUUCGACCGCUUCGACAUGGACGGCGACGGCAGCCUGACCCAGCUGGAGCUGGCCGCGCUGCUCCGGUCCCUGGGCCUGCGCCCCACGGGCGACGAGUCGCGCGCGCUCCUCCUCGCCAUCGACGCCGACGGCAGCGGCACCGUGGAGUUCGACGAGCUGGCGCGCGCCAUCGCGCCGGUCCUCACCGCCCACGCGCCGCGGCUCGUCGACCAGGCGCAGCUGCUCGAGGUCUUCCAAGCCUUCGACCGCGACGGCAACGGCUACAUCUCCGCCGCCGAGCUCGCGCGCUCCAUGGCCAAGCUCGGCCAGCCGCUCACGUUCGACGAGCUGCGGACCAUGAUGCGGGACGCCGACGCGGAUGGUGACGGCGUGAUUAGCUUCGGCGAGUUCGCCGCCGUCAUGGCCAGGUCCGCGCUCGACUUCCUCGGCGUCCCCGCCGCCUGAGAUGAUGGCCGGCCGGGCUCCGACCACUGAUCCAUUUCCCGUCCUCUUCUAUGAUUAAUUAAUUAGGAUCGCUGUGGGUGGUAGUAUGAUUUUUCUUCUUUGGUAGUAGUAGAAUUAGUCGUGGUAGGAUGCUUCAAGGACCAAAUCGGAUGAACUGUAACCAACUCAUACGGGAUUGCAACGUUGACCUGAAAUGUGUAUAAAUUUUGGUAAUUUGGUCGA